Labrus mixtus (cuckoo wrasse) is the source of this 2290-nucleotide messenger RNA. RefSeq names its product plastin-1-like. Gene Ontology annotation, cellular component: cytoplasm; actin filament bundle; actin filament. NCBI's taxonomy places the organism in Eukaryota, Metazoa, Chordata, Actinopteri, Labriformes, Labridae. The record is from RefSeq and is a predicted model, not a curated record. Bases 192 to 2102 code for a protein of 636 amino acids. Gene Ontology annotation, biological process: actin filament network formation; actin filament bundle assembly. The transcript has 16 exons. Gene Ontology annotation, molecular function: actin filament binding; calcium ion binding.
CUCCUUGAAGAGAUAACCAGCUCUCUCGACUCUCCGGGAUCCUGCCUCCGCACAGCCCUGGUCUCAAGCCUGGAAGACUAGACUUCGGCAGCCAGUGCAGAGGGAUCCACACCGAAGAGGCUUUUAUCUCAAGACAGGGCUUACAGGGGUACACACAGGAUCUUAUGAAGGUACACUAAGCACUAGCCGCUAUGCAGAACCACAUCACACAGAUCUCCCGAGAGCACCUGGAGGAUCUCAGAGAUGCCUUUAAUAAAAUAGAUAUUGAUAACAGCGGCUUUGUGAGUGACUUUGAGCUUCAGGAGCUGUUCAGAGAGGCAAGCUUCUCCCUGCCGGGGUACAAGGUGCGAGAGCUCAUUGAGACCUUCAUUGCCGGAGACACCAACAAGGACGGGAAGAUCAGCUUUGAGGAAUUUGUUUCUGUCUAUCAAGAGCUGAAGAGCAAGGAGUUAAGUGAGUCGUUCAGGAAAACCGUCUCUAGAAAGGAUGGGAUCCGCUCCUUUGGAGGAACUUCACGAAUCUCCAGCGAGGGAACGCAGCACUCCUAUGCUGAUGAGGAGAAAGUGGCAUUUGUGAACUGGAUAAACAAAGCUUUGGCAAAAGAUCCAGACUGCCAACAUCUACUGCCCAUGAACCCUGACGAUGGGAGCCUCUUUGCCUCUGUCCGUGAUGGCAUCCUGUUAUGCAAAAUGAUCAACCUGUCAACGCCUGACACCAUUGAUGAAAGAGUAAUCAACAUUAAGAAGCUCACUACCUUCAAGAUGACAGAGAAUCUGGUCCUGGCUUUAAACUCUGCCUCUGCAAUCGGCUGCACCGUGGUGAGCAUUGACGCCCUUGGUCUGAUGGCUGGAAAACCCCAUCUGGUCCUUGGACUCUUCUGGCAGAUUAUCAAAGCUGGUCUUUUUGCUGAUAUAGAAAUCAGCAGGAACGAAGGUCUGAUCAGCCUCCUGGCAGAUGGGGAACAGCUGGAACGUCUCAUGUCUCUUUCCCCCGAGGAGCUGUUGCUUCGCUGGGUCAACUAUCACCUGCGCAAUGCAGGAACAAAAACCAUCAAUAACUUCAGCGAAGAUAUUAAGGACUCCAGGGCCUACUUCUACCUGAUGGACCAGAUUGCAAAACAUGAAGAGCUUGAAAUGAAAAGGCGCGUCAAAAUUGAUAUGAGCGGCCUCAAUGUGCGUGAUUUGGACAAAAGGGCGGAGCUGAUGCUGCAGCAGGCGGCGCGGCUGGACUGCAGACAGUUUGUCUCCCCACAUGACGUCACAUCUGGAAACAGCAAACUCAACAUGGCUUUUGUAGCCAACCUGUACAACAUGCAUCCGGCUCUGCAGAAGGUUCAUAUGCACAACGGCCUGGAGAAUGCACACUUAGAGGCUGAGACCAAAGAAGAGAAAACAUUCAGGAACUGGAUGAACUCUCUGGGCGUUUCUCCAUACGUCAACUACCUGUACAGUGACCUGAUUGAUGGUUUGAUAAUCCUGCAGCUCUAUGAGAAGGUUAAUGUGCCUGUAAACUGGAAGAAAGUCAACAUGCCACCCUAUCCUUACCUGGGGGCCAAUAUGAAGAAGUUGGAGAACUGUAACUACGCUGUGAAUCUGGGGAGGGAUGUGGCUCACUUCUCUCUGGUCGGCAUCGGAGGACAAAACCUGAAUGAGGGGAGUCCGAUGCACACUCUGGCGCUGCUAUGGCAGCUGAUGAGGAGGUACACAGUGCGUGUCUUAUCAGAUCUGGGUGACGGAGAGAAGGUUAAAGAUGAGAUCAUCAUCAAUUGGGUCAACACCACCUUGGGCCAGAAACACAAGGACACACAGAUCAGCAGCUUCAAGGACCUUCGGAUCAGCACCAGUCUGCCAGUGAUUGACCUGAUCGACGUCAUCGCCCCCGGCAACGUCAGGUGGGACAUGGUGAACAGAGGAGAGCGAGGGAUGCUGAAGCCAGCCGAUAAACUCGAGAACGCCAAGUAUGCAAUCUCAUUGGCCCGUAAGAUUGGAGCUCGUGUCUACGCCCAGCCAGACGAUUUGGUGGAGGUGAAUCCCAAGAUGGUGCUGACGCUGUUCGCCGCUCUCAUGGGCCACGGUUUGAAAAAGGUCAACGCUAAACGCUAAAAACAAAGAUCAACAAACCAGCAGGAACCAACAACCAAUAAACAUCUUGUUUCCAAUCCCGGUUUCCCCUCCUCUUUUUCUCAACACUGUAUUUUCUUUUCUUUGACCUUAAACCUUGCUUUGAUCACAGAGCAGAGCAGGACAAUCCUUUGUUCACUCUAAUUUUCUUUUCUUUUUUUUCAUGAAAA